AUGAGGACUUUUGGAGUUCUCUUUCUCACUGUUAUUCUCUAUGCUUUUCUUCUCAUGGAUUUCUGCGCAGCCCAGAUGCCAGGUUUUGUGAGUAUCAAUUGUGGCGGUACGGAUAAUUUUACUGACGAGCUAGGCCUUGAAUGGAGUCAUGACACUUACAUGUUAAACGGACAAGUGGCCAACAUAUCUGUAGCCAACGAGACCAGACAACAGUACCGAACACUAAGAUAUUUCCCAGCAGAUGACUAUAAAUAUUGCUACACACUAAAUGUUAUUAGUCGAACCAGGUAUCUUAUAAGGGCUACUUUCUUGUAUGGGGACUUUGAUAACAACAAUGUGUAUCCCAAGUUCGAUAUCUCGUUUGGACCAACACAUUGGGCCACAAUAGUGAUUUCAGAUGCUAACACAAUAGAGAGUGAGGAGUUGAUUUUCUUGGCUUCGGAUCCUACCAUGAGCGUUUGUUUGUCAAAUGCUACAACUGGAGUGCCUUUUAUAUCGACUCUCGAGCUCAGGCAGUUUAAUGGCUCAAUUUAUUUCAAUCAAUUUGAGAACCAGUACUUCCUUAGCGUGUCGGCAAGGAUAAACUUUGGUGCGGAGAGUGAUGCAUCUGUCAGUAAACUUUCGGGGAAGAAUUUGACAGGACCUAUUCCGGAAGAUUUGACAAAGUUGACUGAUCUAGUUGAGUUGUGGCUCGAUAAUAACUCGCUGAAUGGUUCAAUUCCUGAUUUUUCUGGAUGCCCCAACUUGAGAAUAAUACAUCUAGAGAAUAAUCAGUUGACCGGUGAUCUGCCUUCUUCAUUGGGAGGCCUUUCAAAUUUGAGAGAAUUGUAUGUUCAAAACAAUAGGCUAUCAGGAAAUGUCCCAUCUGGUCUUCUUAAUAGAGAUAUGAGUUUGAACUAUACUGGAAACCCGGGUCUUCACAACAAGGGCAAAAUAGAGAACCAUAAAAAAAUUAUACUAGGAACUUCAGUAGGAGCUGCUGUUCUGCUUAUUGCUACCGUUGCAGCUUUUUUCUUAUUGCCGAAAAGAAAGAAAAAUCCUAAACAAGGAAAAUUGCAACACGGUAUGUCUGUUCAAAAGCCCGUGUCUGAUAGUGCAACUGAAGCUGCACAUUACUUCUCAUUAUCUGAAAUCGAGGCUGCUACAAAUAACUUUGAGAGGAAAAUCGGUUCAGGUGGAUUUGGGGUUGUAUAUUAUGGGAGACUGAAAGACGGAAAGGAAAUUGCGGUCAAAAUAUUGACUAAUGAUUCUUUCCAGGGCAAGCGAGAAUUUUCAAAUGAGGUCUCUCUUCUUUCAAGAAUACAUCAUAGAAAUCUCGUACAGUUUCUUGGAUACUGCCAAGAAGACGGUAAAAGUAUUCUCGUUUAUGAGUUCAUGCACAAUGGGACUCUCAAGGAGCAUCUUUAUGGGCCCUUAACACAUGGAAGAGGUAUUAAUUGGAUGAAGCGCCUUGAAAUUGCUGCAGAUGCUGCAAAAGGAAUCGAGUACCUCCACACUGGCUGUGUCCCGUCGAUUAUCCAUAGAGAUUUGAAAACGAGUAAUAUUCUUCUCGACCAGAACAUGAGAGCUAAGGUUUCGGAUUUUGGCCUCUCGAAACUAGCAGUCGAUGGAGCUUCUCAUGUGUCGAGCAUAGUUCGAGGCACCGUUGGUUAUCUUGAUCCCGAGUAUUACAUCUCCCAACAAUUGACAGAUAAAAGCGACGUUUAUAGUUUCGGGGUCAUCCUUCUCGAGCUAAUUUCCGGUCAAGAAGCGAUUUCUAACGAAAGCUUUGGCCUCAACUGCAGAAACAUUGUCCAAUGGGCUAAAAUGCAUAUCGAGAGUGGGGACAUACAGGGAAUUAUAGACCCCACGCUGCACGAAUACGAUAUCCAAUCCAUGUGGAAAAUAGCCGAGAAAGCAUUGAUGUGCGUGCAGCCCCAUGGAAACAUGAGGCCCUCGAUUUCUGAGGUCAUAAAGGAGAUUCAAGAUGCAAUCACGAUUGAGAAAGGUACCGAAACUGUUAGGGAAGGAAGCUCGGACGAGAUUUCAAGGCAUUCGGUACACUCAUCUUUAAACACAGGGUCUAUGGAUAUGGGAGCCAGUGAUCAUUAUUUGUCCAUUGAUGAUUCUAUUGCGCGGCCUGCUGCUCGAUAGGACUGUGUAU
This is a messenger RNA of Striga asiatica, 2143 nucleotides long. The record is from the annotation of a GenBank genome assembly. Lineage: Eukaryota; Viridiplantae; Streptophyta; Magnoliopsida; Lamiales; Orobanchaceae.